Molecule: messenger RNA, 223 nt
Organism: Clunio marinus
Lineage: Eukaryota; Metazoa; Arthropoda; Insecta; Diptera; Chironomidae
Source: the annotation of a GenBank genome assembly
UUUUUAAUUAUCUGAAGUGUCGUAUACACAUACAGUAGAAGCUCUAUAAGCGGAAACUGAAGGGGGUGGUCGUGUGAGGAGAUUUUCCGCUUUUAGAAUGGCUUUUCAAUAUGAAUGAAGUUGAAGGGGGUGGUCAUGUUUGAAGCUUUUGCUCUCAUAGAGCUUCCGCUUAUAGCGCGUCGACUGUAACUUCAUUUACUCCACUUGUAUUUAAUUUGUAAUC